Cylindrotheca closterium is the source of this 1629-nucleotide messenger RNA. Lineage: Eukaryota; Bacillariophyta; Bacillariophyceae; Bacillariales; Bacillariaceae. The record is from the annotation of a GenBank genome assembly.
AUGAAGUUUUACACAUCAAUAGCCCUUCUAGUUUGGGCGUGUUCCACAUCGAUAGAGGCAUUCACAUCACCGAUACUUCACGAAAGAACACAAUUGACAGCAAUCACACCACUCAAAGCAACUACUGAUACACUUCCUGAAAUCAAGCUCUUCAAUUCCCUUUCUCGCAACAAAGAAACAUUGAAACCGCUAGAACCAGGAAAAUUUUCCAUAUAUACUUGUGGACCCACUGUCUACGAUUUUGCCCACGUGGGCAACUUUCGAGCCUUUUUGACGUACGACUUGCUCAAGCGGGUUUUGAUGUAUUUUGGCUACGAUGUUAACCACGUUUGCAAUCUAACAGACGUUGAUGAUAAGAUUAUCAAUCGGGCCAACGAACAGGGGAUUGACAAUGUCCUGGACUUGACGUCGAAAUACGAAGACUUGUUCAUGAAGGAUUUACAAGCCCUCAACAUUAUUCCGGCUGUCAAAUACCCUCGGGCAACGGAGCACAUCCCGGAAAUGAUGGAAAUGAUUUUGAAACUAGAAGAAAAAGGACUGGCGUACGAAUCAGAAGAUGGAUCAUGGUGGUUUGCCACCGAUAAGAAAGAGGGAUACGGAGAACAACUUGUCAAUCUCAACUGGGACGAAAUGGAAACCACCGAACGUGGGGAAUCUGACUUGAAGCGUACACCACAAGAUUUUUGUUUGUGGAAAGCCUUCAAACCUGGGAUCGAUAGAGAUGAUGCAGCCUGGGAAUCGGAUCGAAUCAAGAAGGGCAGACCUGGCUGGCACUUGGAAUGUUCGGCAAUGUCCAAGAAAUACUUUGGUGACACCAUCGACAUUCAUGGUGGCGGCGUCGAUUUGAAGUUCCCACACCACGAAAAUGAAAUUGCUCAAUCUGAAGGUGCUUCUGGGGAGCCAUUUUGCAAUUGCUGGAUCCACAAUGGUUUCGUCAACAUUGACAACGAAAAAAUGUCUAAGAGUCUGGGCAACUUUUUGACGCUUCGAACGGCUUGUGCGGCUCCAGCCGAUGUGCGGGCGUAUCGGUACUUGGUCAUGUCUUCCUUGUAUAGAAGUUCAUUGAACUUUACGCCACAGGCCAUGGAUGCCGCCAAGAGUGCCUUGAAGCGAAUUGAUAAAGUGAGAAAUCAAAUUUCGGAAGCGCUGGGAGAGGAGAAAAAUGUCGACGCUGGUGACAGUUCCUUGGCCACGGAACAAGUGCCCAAGGCUCUUGGAAAUUUUGAAGCAGCGUUAAAGGAUGACAUGAGCAUGCCACGGGCAUCAGCUGCCCUCUUUGGAUUGGUCAAGGAAGCGGAGAGGGAAUUCAAGCGGGUGUCCAAGGACGACUCUGUCCCUUUGGAUAAGCCCGGCCUUUCCGCCGUUUGGAAUGCCCUGGAUCAAAUGGACAAGGUGUUUGGAAUCUUUUACCAAGUUCCAAUGACGGAAGAGGAGGCGGCCGAAGAGGCCUCUGCCGAAGCCAUGACUGUCCCCGAGGAAGUGAUGGAAUUGGUUGUCCAACGUACCGAAGCGAAGGACAGCAAAGAUUGGGAUCUAGCAGAUUCCUUGCGGUCACGGAUUACGGAAUUGGGAUUUAACGUCAAAGAUGUCAAGGGCGGUGAACCUGAAGUGACUCCUAUAGGAAAAUAA